Molecule: messenger RNA, 2694 nt
Organism: Suillus subaureus
Lineage: Eukaryota; Fungi; Basidiomycota; Agaricomycetes; Boletales; Suillaceae
Exons: 5
Coding region: 168-2555 (795 amino acids)
Biological process (GO): protein deubiquitination
Cellular component (GO): cytosol; nucleus
Molecular function (GO): cysteine-type deubiquitinase activity; cysteine-type endopeptidase activity
Source: RefSeq, a predicted model, not a curated record
GUCUACUCGAUUACAGUCUAUUUCGGGAUGUAUACAAACAAAGUACAACACGAAUGAGAAUUUGAAGAGGCCCUUGACCUAGCCCAACCUAGACCUAGUCAUCUCUGCUCGCUGCCAGGUGCGUUGAGCUCGUUAUAUUUUAGUGUUUGCUCAACGGCAAUUUAGUUAUGAGCGAUCGUAUGGCAGCUCAUGCUGGCCCUCCUGGUCCUUCGAAUUAUUAUCAUUACCCUUACGGUGCUGCUGGGCCAUUUCCUGGUCAAUAUCAGCGAUAUCCUGUCAAUGUCAAUGUACCAAUGAAUGGACACAUUCACCGACCAAUAUUUCAUCCUCAUUACAAUUAUCAUCAUCCUCAUCCUCAGCCUGCUCCUUAUGUUCCAAGGUCUAGUUACUGGCAACAGCACAGCCAGCAGCCACUUUCUCCCUUACCAAAACAAUUGUCAACUCUUCCUUCUCUUCAAUCUAGCGGCGACCAGAUCGGAAAUAAAAAUAUAGAACCCGAGGAGGCGCCCAAUCCACCACCAACUUCACCUCCUUCAUCACCUAUGCCUAGCACAGAUCCAAAACUAGGUGGUUGGGUCAUUUGGUCAAAACGUCCCACGGACCCAUCAACAGCUCCUGGUAUCAUCAUCUCUCCUCUAGCUCAUCCUCCUCGCGAUGUCAUUCAAUAUGCACUCGAUAUUCCAACUCCUCCUCCAUCUCCCACACCCGUCGUUAUAGAUCUAUUAGCGCCAACCCCGCCCUCUGAUAUCCCAGACGGCACAGAAUCAAAUACGACUCCUGCGCUUUCCACAGCAUUUGAUACACCUGUGCCCGGCUCGCCGGACUCUUCUAACACUUCAUUUUCUCUUGCAAAGGCUCCCGAACAACAACCGUUGGUAGAGGCCACGUCAGCCCUCAUCGAACCAGAGCUUGAAGUAUCAUCCCCUGAUCGCGUAGAGGCGCCUAAGCUACCUGAACCUGAUUCAGAAUCUUCUACGUCCGUCGCUGCGCCCUCCUUAUCUGAUGCAGAACCUUCUGCAAUAUCUGAUGUAGAUCCUUCUACCUCCACUGUUGCUCCUAUUCCAUCUGACGCAGAACCUGCUACUGCCCUCAAGCCAUUCAACGCGGAAGCCUCCACAUCAGCCCCCACACCCGCACUUGCACCCGCCCCAAAGCCCGCCGUAUCAUGGGCCUCUCUCCUCCGCAAACCCGGCCCCUCCAACCUCCCCGCAUCCUCCGUCGUAGGCUUCUCCAUCCCUGCCUCCCCUCCCCCAAACCCCACCUCUACAAAAUCCCCAUCGCACCCUAAAAAAUCCGAGCUUCUGAAUCUGCUCAACUCCGGUGGAUCAUCUGCAGCUCCCAUGCGCAUCAGGCCACGCGGCCUCGUCAACUCUGGCAACUUAUGCUUCGCUAACGCGGUUCUUCAGGUCCUCGUGUACUGUCCUCCAUUCUGGCGCUUCUUUACAGAUCUCGGGCGGUUGCUUGAGCCUACAGAGGAGUCCAAGACCCCGCUGGUCGAUGCCACUAUUCGGUUUGUGAGGGAAUUUUCGCCAAAAGAGAGGGUGCCUAUUGAGGGCAAGGGCAAGGGUGUAGAGCGCUAUGGAUCGAAUGGUCUUGUGCAUGAGGAAGUGGAUGAAGAUAUUAUGGAUUCGUUUAUGCCGACUUAUGUACAUGAUGCUUUGAAAGAGAAGAAGAGGUUUGAUCAUAUGCGCGGCGGACAUCAAGAAGAUGCAGAAGAGUUCCUUGGAUUUUAUCUCGACACGCUCGAAGAAGAGCUCUUGACGCUUUCCUCGUCACUCACUAACCCCAACCCAGCUCCAGCUCAGCAGAACGACAACGCUGCGACAAACAACACACAAGAAGACGGCUGGCUCGAGGUGGGCAAGCGUAACCGCACCGUCAUCACACGCUCCACGAAGACAGCCGACUCUCCCAUGACCCGUAUAUUCGGUGGCAAAUUCCGCUCCAUCCUUCGCGUACCACACCAAAAGGACUCUGCGGUUGUCGAAGACUGGCGUAGUCUGCGGUUAGAUAUCCAACGCGACACGAUCCACACAAUCAAAGACGCCCUAACGCACAUCUCCACUCCCCAAUCCGUCCAAGUCACUUCGGUAACGCGCCCCGGCGCCACCCUUGACGCGACUCAACAAGUACACAUCGAGUCCCUCCCUCCGAUCCUCAUCCUCCAUCUCAAGCGGUUUUUGUACGACGCUAAUAAAGGGGGCGUUGCAAAGGUUGGGAAACAGGUUGCGUUUACGCCUGAGUUGGAGGUUGGGAGUGAGGUGAUGGUACAGGGGAAGAAGGUGAAUGGGACGAGGUAUCGGUUGUUUGGAGCGCUGUACCACCACGGCCUCUCGGCCUCAGGCGGACACUACACCCUCGACGUCCUUCAUCCCAACAUUGACAUGUCAACUCCACCUACAAAGGCGCGCGAGGGGUGGAUUCGCAUUGACGAUGAGUUGGUUUCGGAUUUGAGAGCUGAGGAUGUGUUUGGGAGUGGGGGCGUAGAGAAGGAUGAGACGAUGAGGUGUGCGUAUUUGUUGUUUUACAGGAGGGUUGGGGCGGGGCGGGGUUAGGUUUACUAGUAGUAGGUGUAGGCAGCGACAGUGCUAGAUUUUGUCGCUUUGAAUGUGAUGGUUUUUUUGUUUGGAUCAAAAUACAUUAUGUAAUGUCACAGACAGGAGUAUAACUAGCUUCACCUGAGUUCAACACGAC